CCUGGUAUUCUAGUACCCAGCUGAGAGAGUAAGAGGCCCCACAGGAGAUAACCGAAGCCCGUAACUACCACUGGUAAGUUGCGACUUACAUAUAUAACUUUCAUAACUAAUCGUCCUGUUCCCUCGGUCCACCUACAUGAGGUGACAUAUGCACAUCCAUGACGUGAAUUUAUAAAAUAUAUUAUUCGAUAUAUGUUAGAAUAUAAUGCUGAGCAAUGACAUCAAUACUCGCACCGUUCUUCGCGCCGUCCAGGAAAGGUGACGCCUGGUUUUUCGCCGGGCUCACCUCAAGCUUCCCUAAUCUCGACGAGUCAGGUGUUGAUGUUAUACACGAGCCCCGGCUCUGUGGAAAUGGGGAGUCCGUCCGGGGCUGCAAGGUCUUCGACGUUCCCCAGACCGACAGCCCGCAGGUAGAGGAAGUGAAGGGGGACGCUAUGAUCUCCCACAACGGCGCUGCUUUACAGGACCAAGUUCUCAUUUUCCAAUACAAAGGCAAAAUCCAUGCUGUCGAUAACAAAUGCCCGCACUCGGCGUUCCCGCUGGCUAUGGGCACCCCAUUUGAUAUCGAAGACUUUGGCAUAGUAUUGAGCUCCGGCAUCCAUUGCCCUAAGCACGGCUGGUCGUUCGACUUGUUCACAGGAAAGUCGGAUCGCAACAACUAUAUGUUGCGGAGAUGGGAAGUCGAAUUGCGCCCAGCGAAGAUAUCUGGCACAGAUACCGAUAGUGACGAUAGUCAGAAAGGCAACAAAGAUGCUCAGGAGGUCUGGGUGAGGCGGAAACAACGGAUAGGUUAGAUUUUAGAUAAUCUAGGGGUUGACGGCUCCGAUGUUGACGGCCACGAGGUCAACUAUUCUGGCAUAGCACCUAAGAAUAGAGGACAGCUGGACCUGGUUAUAUAAUGAAAUAAGCUGGGUAAAAAUACGUAUUUGUGUGCACACAAUCAUCACGAUGCCCAUCCUAUAAUACAAUGAACCUACCUAUCGGGUGCUGGAAGAGGAGGGGGUCGAUGAUAAUUAUGAUGAGGACAGUAAGGCGCUUUGACACUAGCGGCAAAUCUAAAUAAUCCCGUUGAGAUGGUUAUGGUUUAUAUACAUCUAUACCGAGAUUGAUGACCGAUAUGGCAUACUUU
Molecule: messenger RNA, 1129 nt
Organism: Xylaria bambusicola
Lineage: Eukaryota; Fungi; Ascomycota; Sordariomycetes; Xylariales; Xylariaceae
Exons: 4
Coding region: 216-794 (192 amino acids)
Molecular function (GO): 2 iron, 2 sulfur cluster binding
Source: RefSeq, a predicted model, not a curated record